Molecule: messenger RNA, 774 nt
Organism: Acanthosepion pharaonis
Lineage: Eukaryota; Metazoa; Mollusca; Cephalopoda; Sepiida; Sepiidae
Source: the annotation of a GenBank genome assembly
AUGUGGGCAACUAGACCAGGUCCCCAGCGAUUUAUUUUGGGCGAAUACGCGAUUUACGCUGCAAUGCAACAUGUCUAUUUCCACCCCCCUCUCUCUCUCUCUCUCUCUCUCUCUCUCUCUUUCUGUCUUUCUCUCUCAGUCACGCUCUCUUUUUCCAAAACCUCCACCCAGCGUUGGUCCUUUAAUUCAGCAGUGGACAUUGUAUUGGCUAAACAAAAAUCGAUAAUCAAUCAAUACACAAUAAGUCGUCUCUCUGUCUGCACGCUAUCAUUAUCUUUGACCAUGUUCGUCCCUCCGCCGACAGUCCGCCUCCGACAGCGAAGCCCGGAUCUAUCGUCAAUAAGAUAUAAUCUAUGUUAUUGUGCCUACCCCUUGUCAAUAUAUAUCAUCGUCGAUCGGAUCGAGAGAGCAAUUAAAAUACGAAUUCUCCCUCCUACUCUCUCUUAUAUUCAUUCUUUCUUUCACCAUUUCGCCAGUCAUUUCUUUCCUUCCAUUAUAACUUUUCAUUUUUUACGUGAUUUCUUUUUCUUUCUUUUUACUAAACACCUCUUUCUUUUUAUUUUUUUUUUACGUCCUUUUCUUUCUUUUUUCAUUCCUUGGUUAGUUUUUCAGAUCAUUUUUUUUCUUUUCUUUUCUUUGUGUUUUCAUUCAUUUAUUUUUCAUUUUUCUUUCUCUUCAUUUUGUCUUUGUCUCACACUUUUUAUUUUCCUUUCACAUUCUUUCUUCGUUUUUUUCUUUAAGGUGUUUUAUUACUGUGUAAAUUUUGCCCCAUGA